This is a messenger RNA of Dentiscutata erythropus, 1245 nucleotides long. The record is from the annotation of a GenBank genome assembly. Lineage: Eukaryota; Fungi; Glomeromycota; Glomeromycetes; Diversisporales; Gigasporaceae.
AUUGGUCAAAAAUUCUGGGAAGCCAUCUCUGCAGAACACGGCCUUGACGCUACAGGUGCUUACCAUGGUGACAGUGACUUACAGCUAGAACGUAUUAAUGUGUAUUACAGUGAGGCCAUGGGCGGAAAAUAUGUCCCAAGAGCUAUAUUAAUAGAUCUUGAGCCAGUGACUAUGGACUCGAUCCGAUCUAGUCCAUACGGUUCUCUUUUUCGACCAGAUAAUUUCGUGUUUGGUCAAUCUGGUGCUGGUAAUAAUUGGGCUAAAGGCUACUACACUGAAGGUGCUGAAUUGGUCGAUUCUAUCUUAGAUGUUCUUCGUAAAGAAUCCGAAUCCACCGAUUGUCUUCAAGGUUUUCAAGUGACUCAUUCUCUUGGUGGUGGUACUGGUUCUGGUCUUGGUUCCCUAUUAUUGUCUAAGAUUCGUGAAGAAUUUCCUGAUCGUAUGCUGUGCACCUUCUCGGUUGUACCGUCUCCAAAGGUUUCUGAUACCGUCGUUGAACCAUAUAAUGCCGUACUUUCUGUUCAUCAAUUGGUGGAAAACAGUGAUGAAACCUUUUGCAUUGAUAAUGAAGCUUUGUACGAUAUUUGCUUCCGCACCUUGAAAUUAACCAAUCCAAGUUAUGGUGAUCUUAACCACCUCGUAUCGGCCGUCAUGAGCGGUAUUACAACUUGUUUACGAUUCCCUGGUCAACUAAACAGUGAUUUGAGGAAGCUUGCUGUCAAUAUGGGUUUCCGUGCUCUCACCGUACCAGAAUUAACUGCUCAGAUGUUUGAUUCUCGUAAUAUGAUGGCUGCUUCAGAUCCUCGUCAUGGUCGAUAUUUGACCGUAGCAACAAUCUUUCGUGGUAGACUUUCCACAAAAGAAAUUGAACAACAAAUGCACACAAUUCAAACUAAAAUGAGUUCUUACUUUGUUGAAUGGAUUCCAUCAAACGUUAAAACUGCCGUGUGCGAUAUUCCUCCGGUUGGUCUUACCAUGUCUGGUACUUUUAUCGGUAAUAGCACGGCGAUCCAAGAACUUUUCAAACGUAUAAAUACGCAAUUCACUGCUAUGUUUAGGCGAAAGGCUUUCUUGCAUUGGUAUACUGGUGAAGGUAUGGAUGAAAUGGAAUUCACUGAAGCAGAAUCAAAUAUGAAUGAUUUGGUUUCAGAAUAUCAACAAUAUCAAGAGGCAACUAAUGAAGAAGAAGGUGGCGAAUUUGAGGAAGGUGGAGAAGAAUAUGCAGCAGAGGAAGAGGCCGAAUAA